AUGUCGAGUUCCGACGAAGAUUCAGUCUCAUACAUUCGUAAAUAUACAAUAGAUGCCGAAGUCUUAAACACUUUCAUGACUUUCGUUGACGAAGAAGAAGAAGCAGAGAGCUCGAGAAUAGCAAUGACACCAAAAAUACCAAGAAGAAAAAUACCCAGAAACCAUGUGGAAGCCGCCACACGUUUAUAUAAUCAUUACUUUGCCCCGCACCCCGUUUACCCUGCUGAUUAUUUUAGAAGGCGUUUUCGAAUGCCUAAAGAAAUGUUUCUCCGUAUAGUGAACGAUAUACAUCACUUUGACGCCAUACAACCAUUACCAAAACACUUUGCAUUCUUCCACAAAGCUGCAGCCGACGCUUCGGGUCGUCCGGCGUUAAAUAUUUUUCAAAAAUGUACUUCUGCUAUAUGGCGACUAGCUUAUGCUGCUACUGCCGACCAAUUAGAUGAAUACCUUGAAAUGGGUUCUCAAACAUCUGCCGAUUCGUUGAACAACUUCUGCAAAUAUGAUGUUCAAUUAUAUCACGCAAAGUUUUUGAGGAAACCGACACAAGAAAAUGUUGACCGCUUAACCGCUAAACACGAGGCGGUGCAUGGUUUUCCGGGUAUGCUUGGAAGCGUUGAUUGUAUGCACUGA
This is a messenger RNA of Erigeron canadensis, 633 nucleotides long. RefSeq lists its product as uncharacterized. The transcript has a single exon. NCBI's taxonomy places the organism in Eukaryota, Viridiplantae, Streptophyta, Magnoliopsida, Asterales, Asteraceae. Bases 1 to 633 code for a protein of 210 amino acids. The record is from RefSeq and is a predicted model, not a curated record.